AUACCAGGGGCAAUGGACAGGAGGGAUGCGACAUGGAUAUGGUGUACGUCAGAGUGUACCCUAUGGCAUGGCAACUGUGAUCCGUUCACCUCUCCGAACAUCUCUAGCUUCGCUUCGGAGUGAGCAGAGUAACGGCACUGUUCUGCAUGAUGUCACUUCAGACAGCCCGGCUGGAACAAGAGGAGGUUUUGUGCUCAAUUUUCACAGUGAUCCAGAAGCCGUGGGCAUUAAGAAAAAAGGAGGCUUAUUCAGAAGAGGAUCCCUUCUUGGUAGUAUAAAACUUAGGAAAUCUGAAUCUAGGUCAUCGAUAUCUAGCAAACGGAGCUCUGUCAGGAGUGAUGCUGCUAUGAGCAGAAUUAGUUCUAGCGAUGCCAACUCUACCAUUAGUUUUGGAGACGGUGACUGUGAUUAUUGCCCGAUGGAAGACCACGUUGAUGCCACCACUACAGAAGCCUACAUGGGUGAAUGGAAGAAUGACAAGCGCAGUGGUUUUGGUAUCAGCGAGCGUUCAAAUGGUAUGAAAUACGAAGGAGAAUGGCUAAAUAACAGGAGGCAUGGAUAUGGAUGUACCAUGUUUCCAGAUGGCACCAAAGAAGAGGGAAAAUAUAAAAAUAAUGUUUUGGUUCGUGGAAUAAGAAAGCAACUUAUACCAAUACGAAACACAAAAACUAGAGAAAAGGUGGAUAGAGCAAUAGAGGGUGCACAGAGAGCAGCUGCCAUGGCAAGAACCAAAGUGGAAAUUGCAACUUCAAG
Messenger RNA from Eurypyga helias (sunbittern), 753 nucleotides. Its product is annotated as junctophilin-1-like. The record is from RefSeq and is a predicted model, not a curated record. Gene Ontology annotation, cellular component: plasma membrane; junctional membrane complex; endoplasmic reticulum membrane. The transcript has a single exon. NCBI's taxonomy places the organism in Eukaryota, Metazoa, Chordata, Aves, Eurypygiformes, Eurypygidae. The annotation marks the transcript as partial.